UUAAAUUGUUACUAUAAGUUUAUUUAUAAAUGUUCCUACUCAUAACUUAUGGAGGCCCUCAAAAUGUGGGGACUCGAGGGCCAUGACCAGCUUUACAGCAUACACGCCCUAGAGAGUCUGACUGCAAUAGUUCCACACAAUUCGAAUUCAUAAUCUCAUAUUUCAAGAGCCAAUUGUAGUAUCGCCUCAUCGCAAACUAACGAAAUCACAAUGCAAAUUGAAGAAGAACCGGUCGAAGAAAAUGUGAUUAACCAUUUCUGAAUCGCUUCUCUGUUUGGCCGCCCUAUCGCGAUAUGCCAUAAUCCCACACCGAGGCGCAAGAAGAUACGCGAAAGAUGCCGCCGCGUGCUGCGAUAGCCGACUACGAACCACCACUACCACGCCGUUACGUCGGUUCGGUUUGUUCCCAGCAUGGCUUGCUGUGUUUGUGUGGUGUUUGCCGAACACUCUCGACCGAACCGGCCGGCGGCUGAUAUAAAACGCACCCGAAGUACACCCGAGCGGCGUAUUCCAGUGUGACCGGUGGUUUCCUGCAGUCGACAGUGCGGUGCUCUUUUUGUGUUUCCCAAGUUCUUGAACGACAUUUAAAUUACAUCUUCAACAAUGGCAGCCUGGGUUGGAAAGAAGUACAAGAUGGAGAAGUCCGAAGGAUUCGAUGACUACAUGAAGGCUCUUGGUGUCGGCAUGGUGCUCCGCAAGCUCGGCAACAGCAUCUCGCCGACGGUCGAACUGGUCAAGGAGGGCGACGAGUACACCUUCAACACCACCUCGACCUUCAAGAACACCACCAUCAAGUUCAAGCUCGGCGAGGAGUUCGAGGAGGAAACCGUCGACGGACGCAAGGUCAAGUCGGUGUGCACCCUGGAGGGCGACAACAAGCUGAUCCACGAGCAGAAGGGCGAGAAACCGACCACCAUCAUCCGUGAGUUCACCGAUACCGACCUGAUUGCCACCAUGACCGCUGGAAAUGCCAAGUGCGUCCGAACCUACAAGGCCGUAUAAGGAGGAUGCCCAAAAAAAGAAACGCCUAUCAAUCGCCCAUCCGCCCGUUUGCUUGAAGAAGCGUCCCAUUCCUUCGCCAUUUCUCCCGACUACUCGACUACUACACAUCACAACCUAGUCAUCAUUCCCCAGGAAAGUGGGCAACCGAAACUGUCCAUAAACGCGCAUGCUGGCACACGCACCCAAAUCCCAAAAAAAUCGCAGCUCAACCGCAGAGACAGCUUAGCGUUGCCUUUUCCUUGACUAUACAUACCAAUAUAUCAGACCAACGGAUAUAUCUGACGGGUGCGGAAGAAUGUCACGUCAACGUCGACGCGCAACACACAAAUCAAGCGGACGCACGUUUUCUUUCCAUUAUUCCAUUUAGUACGAGAAGUGAACAAGUAUCGAACUUUGUUUUUUUUUUUUGGCUGUUUUGUUUAAAACUUUUUCUAUACUAUGAAGAACCAUUGUUGAAACGAAGCGAAAUAUCUAUUUUCGGAUAUUAUUUUUAGCUUUUAGUAGUGCAUGGAGCAUUUUGUAUGAACGAUAAAUAAUAAAAAAGGAAAGUACAUAUUUUGCAGUGUAUAAACAAAA
Aedes aegypti (yellow fever mosquito) is the source of this 1578-nucleotide messenger RNA. It is a transcript of the gene fabp, whose product is annotated as probable fatty acid-binding protein. The transcript has 2 exons. Gene Ontology annotation, biological process: fatty acid transport. NCBI's taxonomy places the organism in Eukaryota, Metazoa, Arthropoda, Insecta, Diptera, Culicidae. The record is from RefSeq and is a predicted model, not a curated record. Gene Ontology annotation, molecular function: fatty acid binding. Gene Ontology annotation, cellular component: cytosol; nucleus. Bases 604 to 1002 code for a protein of 132 amino acids.